CGUGUGGAAACAGCCAGACUUGACGUUCAGUGUGAUAUACAUCGACUGAGAUUAUUUCUUCUUCUUUUUCUUUGCGUUUGUGACUGAGACUAUGCAAAGAGGAAACAAUUCUCCGAUUCCUGGUCUAAAAGUGGUGAGAAGUCGCGAGCACAUCCCCUUGGAACGGCGAGGAAGUCUCCCGGUGGCUGAAAACUUCACCUCCCGAGAACAAGCCAAUUUGGUGCAUUGUGCCAGCCAUGCCAGUCUUCCCACACUCUCACCCAUUAUGGAACUCCCGGCUCCACCCGAUGGUGGCUGGGGCUGGGUCAUCGUGAUCGCCAGCUUCAUGAGCAAUUUCAUCAUCGACGGGAUUGCUUAUUCCUUUGGUGUAUUGCUCUUACCUCUUGUGGAUCAUUUUCAAUCCUCUCGGACCAAUAUCUCUUGGGUGGGCAGCUUGUUGACUGGGGUGUUCAUGAUUUCGGGCCCUUUGGUGGGGGGCCUCGUCAACAAGUUUGGGUGCCGACCAAUUUGCAUGCUCGGAGGGGUGACUGCCUGUCUGGGGCUCUUGCUCAGUACUCUGGCCAACAAUGUCCCGACUCUUAUGCUCUCGUACGGAAUCUUGGGGGGAUUUGGCUUGGGUCUCAUAUAUUUACCAGCUGUAGUCUCUUGUGGCUACUAUUUCGAGAGCAAACGGGCCCUAGCCACGGGAAUCUCUGUUUGUGGGUCAGGAGUGGGUUGCUUCACGUUUGCCCCUCUCACCAACUUUUUAUUGGGUCAUUUUGGUUGGAAAGGCACCAAUAUCAUUUACGCUGGCCUCUGCCUCCAAUGUUGCGUUUUUGGAGCUCUGAUGCGGCCAUUGGAGUUGUCCAUAUCGGAAAAAGAUGCCAGCCCCAACGAUGGGAAAAGUAUGUCUCUGCAUUUACCCGACGGUACGAGUAAUUCGUGUCAUCGGGACAGCCUUUGCCAAGAAAAUGUGAUGGAUUUAUCUGACGCUGGGGUUGGUGCGCUACAGACCUCGCCCAGUACGGGAAAAAUAGUGGUCGAAAUCAUUCCUGAAGAGGAGUUCACAGAAGACGAGGACCGUUUCGAUGAAGAGCCUGGAACGCUGCCUAUUCAGAAGCAACGCUUUCUUGAAAGGGAAAACGCCAAGAGGGCCAGGAGACGGACCAUUUCAGAGACGCCCAAUAAUGAUUCAUCCCGGUUCUUGGCACCCCGAUAUGGUCACCCCUUAAAUAUACGAAGAAAUGUGUCCACCCCAGGUCUCUCACGCAACGUUUUGGGCCUGGGCACGGAGAUACAAUCCCAACAUCAUGUAGAAAAUAUCAUGUACGGGGUCAACGAUGGCUCUCGAAUCUCUCUCAAGCCAGCACGCAGAAACAGCGUAGCCAUCGUUCGUCCCAUGUCUCGAAAGGAUAUCUUUUAUGGCGGCUCCAUUACGAGUUUGGUCAGCCUUUCUCAUCACAAAAGCCCACCGUCGAAGGCUGAGCUGAACCGUUACCGACACUCGGUGAUCUCAAUGCCCCGAGGAUCUCAAAGGCUCUCGAUGCCCAGGGGUUCCAUUGUGGCCAGUCAUGUCGAGGUGAAACGGGAUGCCAUUCUCGACGAAGACUUAUUGGAGGACGUUGACCUGAACCGCUCCUCUGCAGCGUUGUUUCGCGUUUUCAACGAAAUGAUGGACGUUCGCUUAUUUCACAACCGUCAAUUUCUGUUCAUUUGUAUUAGUAAUGUGUUUGGAUUUUUAGCUCUGUACGUUCCUUUCAUGUAUCUACCCAACAUGAUGGUCCUCCGAGGGAUGACUAACCAAGAUGCCAGUGUGGUCGUGUCUGUUAUUGGCAUUGCCAAUACCAUCGGCCGAAUAAUUGUGGGUUGGUGUGUGGAUUUCCCCUGGGCCAAUUCGUUAUCAAUCACGAACGUGUCUUUGCUGUUGAGUGGUUUCAGUGUGAUGAGUUUUACCCUGUGCUAUACUUACGAGGCCUUCCUGUUGAACGCCUUCUUGCUUGGCAUCAGCAUUUCCGCAUACAUCGCCUUGACUUCAAUUGUUCUGGUGGAUCUCUUAGGCUUGGAUUUGCUCACGAGCGCAUUUGGGUUAUUGGUCCUAUUUCGAGGCGUUUCCUCGGUGGUUGGUCCACCCCUGGCCGGCGUGAUCUUUGACUUAACUAAUGGCUAUAACGCAUCAUUUAUCUUAGCCGGCAUAUUUUUUAUUGCUGCAUCAGUGUUCAGUUUCAUAUCCCAACGCCAGCAAAAACAAUCGUCUAUAAAGCAAUAACUAACCAAUUGUGCCAGAUGCCCAUUUAGCUCAUGACUAUUUGAAAAUGUGGAGCUCUUUAUCACGUUUAUUUUCACCAUGUACGUAUGUGGUCUCCUGCAAUGAUGCUUAGGGCAAGAAAUAGAUGCCCAAUAAUUGA
Tigriopus californicus is the source of this 2384-nucleotide messenger RNA. Its product is annotated as monocarboxylate transporter 14-like. Lineage: Eukaryota; Metazoa; Arthropoda; Copepoda; Harpacticoida; Harpacticidae. Gene Ontology annotation, molecular function: monocarboxylic acid transmembrane transporter activity. Bases 92 to 2245 code for a protein of 717 amino acids. Gene Ontology annotation, biological process: monocarboxylic acid transport; transmembrane transport. The record is from RefSeq and is a predicted model, not a curated record. The transcript has a single exon.